AUGUGGCCCGCCGGAACGGACAGUGUCAAAACACCACUCCAGCCCAAAUCCAUAAACUCGCUCGAUCGGCUGUCCAGGCCCUUUAAAUGCCCCGGCUCUGCGACACCCACUCGAGCAUCAGAAAAACCAGCAAGAAAGAGGCGAAAGGUCAACUAUGCAGACGCCGAUGGCAGCACCGAGGAUGGAGCAGAGAAGCCAUACACAAACGAGGACCGACUUGCGUUGGCGACGCGCGAGGUCAACAAAUUCCCAGUGUUCAAGCCCAAGAAUAGAGAUACCGCGUUCAGAACACAUUUCCGAAUCCCCUUGAUCAAUAAAACCACGGGCGAAUACGACGCAGGCCGGCCAGCACCGACAUUGGGACUUCGGCAGGGUGCCAUCUUUGUCGCCAAACCCCUCCACGACCCGAGCGGGGAGUUUGCUAUCGUCCUCUAUGACCCGACUAUCGAUGAUGUUCCAGAGGAGCCAGAAAAGAAGGAGUCCGGGGAGUCAAACGGAGAGGAUCAGCCGAAAAUUGAAGAGCCCCUGGUACAUAGGAGUUUGGCAGAUAUACUUGGUCUAAAGAAGAAGGUAGAGGGCCGGCCUAAGGUGCCAGUUGUCAUUGACCCGAGACUGGCCAAGGUUCUUCGACCGCAUCAAGUGGAAGGUGUGAAGUUUUUGUAUCGCUGUACAACAGGCUUGAUCGAUAGGAAUGCCAAUGGAUGCAUCAUGGCAGACGGUAUGGGGUUGGGUAAAACGCUUCAAUGCAUCUCCUUGAUGUGGACAUUACUUAAACAGGGCCCCGAGGCCGGAACUACAACUAUCCAGAAAUGUGUCAUCGCAUGCCCUUCUAGUUUGGUUGGAAACUGGGCAAACGAAUUGGGUAAAUGGCUUGGCAAGGAUGCUACGACUCCCUUUGCAAUAGACGGAAAGGCGACCAAGACGGAGCUCACACAGCAAAUCAAGCAGUGGGCAAUCGCCUCGGGUCGUGGAAUCGUCAGACCUGUGCUUAUUGUGUCAUAUGAAACGCUUCGAAUGUAUGUCGAGGCGCUAAAGGACACGCCAAUUGGGCUCCUUCUGUGUGACGAAGGCCAUCGAUUGAAAAACAAGGAAAGUUUGACGUGGACGGCGUUGAACAGUUUGAACGUCAACCGCCGUGUUAUUCUGUCUGGAACACCAAUUCAGAACGACUUGUCUGAAUACUUUGCCCUCCUGCACUUUGCCAAUCCUAAUCUGCUCGGCUCCCAGGCCGAGUUCCGCAAACGUUAUGAACUGCCAAUUCUCCGUGGCCGCGAUGCAGCGGGCACCGAGGAGUCCCGAAAACUCGGCGAUGAACGUCUCGCAGAGCUAUCCGGCAUUGUGAACAAGUUCAUCAUUCGCCGGUCGAACGACAUCCUAUCGAAAUACUUACCUGUCAAGUACGAACAUGUGGUGUUCUGCAAUAUGUCUCCAUUCCAAUUGGAUCUCUAUAACCACUUUAUCCAGAGUCCAGAGAUUCGCAGCUUGCUUCGAGGAAAGGGAAGUCAGCCUUUGAAAGCUAUUGGCAUCUUGAAGAAGCUUUGUAAUCAUCCUGACCUCCUCGAUUUGCAAAAGGACCUUCCCGGAUGCGAGCAUGCGUACCCGGAGGACUUCACCCCCCGGAUGCUAGAGGCCGUGACCGAGAGGUCAAAAGCUGACACGAAUGACAAGAUUGUUCUCAUCAGCAAUUACACUCAGACUCUGGACCUCUUCGAGAAGCUGUGCCGAUCCCGUGCGUAUGGCUGUCUGCGACUGGACGGAACGAUGAACAUCAAGAAGCGUUCAAAGCUGGUCGACAAAUUCAACGACCCAGAGAGCCCCGAAUUUGUGUUCCUCCUUAGUAGUAAGGCAGGUGGAUGCGGUCUCAACUUGAUCGGUGCCAACCGCCUCGUCCUCUUCGACCCCGACUGGAACCCAGCUGCCGACCAACAAGCUCUAGCUCGAGUGUGGCGUGACGGACAGAAGAAGGACUGCUUCGUCUACCGAUUUAUCGCAACCGGUUCAAUCGAGGAAAAGAUCUUCCAGCGACAAUCCCACAAGCAAUCUCUCUCAUCAUGUGUUGUCGACGCGGCAGAAGACGUCGAGCGUCACUUCUCACUGGAAUCACUACGCGAACUCUUCCAGUUCAAACCCGAGACACGCAGCGAUACGCACGAUACAUUCAAAUGCAAACGUUGUCGACCUGACGGAAAUCAAUACAUCAAAGCGCCGGCUAUGCUCUACGGUGAUACGAGUUCAUGGAAUCACUUUGUCAACAGCGGCGAGAAGGGUCCCAUGGCACAGAUUCAAGACUUUUUGUUGAGGCAGGAGGUUGGCGAGAGGGAUGUUUCGGCUGUCUUCCAGUAUAUUAGCCAUUGA
Molecule: messenger RNA, 2355 nt
Organism: Penicillium atrosanguineum
Lineage: Eukaryota; Fungi; Ascomycota; Eurotiomycetes; Eurotiales; Aspergillaceae
Product: DNA-dependent ATPase RAD54
Exons: 6
Coding region: 1-2355 (784 amino acids)
Biological process (GO): double-strand break repair via synthesis-dependent strand annealing; reciprocal meiotic recombination
Cellular component (GO): nucleus
Molecular function (GO): DNA translocase activity; hydrolase activity, acting on acid anhydrides; ATP-dependent chromatin remodeler activity
Source: RefSeq, a predicted model, not a curated record